UAAUGAAAAUACAAAAUUACCUUUUUAGGCUUUGACGAAAAUCUCUGACCUUUACUUAUUUAUUACUAUGUUUUCUGGACAAACUUAUUUAUUCUUAAAAUCGUAACGGGGCGCCGCCCACUGCUUUCUGUGUCGCUCUCGCAUUCCCUUCAGUCUUCGGAGCCGUAAACCGGAGUACUCCGACCAUUUUUCCGAGGGAAUACGAGAAGCUUUUUUUCUUUCAAUUCUUUAGUUUAACAAUCUCCUUCCUCUCUCUUAGUUUUCGGAAGAAUUUUUGGAGCUCGGUCAUUCAGAUCGAGCUGCUUUUUUGAAGCAUUUGAAUCGAUAUUUGAGUUUUAUUCAAGGUUUUUAGGAGAUUAAUUCUGUUUGAAGUUUUGUAAUUAUUUUAUUAUUUGUCGAAAUAACUCAUGGAAGGCGCGUUGAAUCUUCUUGGAGGCGCAACUAUUUGUCCUGCCUCUACGCGUUGCCAAUCGUUAUUGUCUCCGCAGCUUCAUUUUGUGUCGUCCAUUGCGCAAAGUGCUGGAUUGUACACAAAUGGCAAAAGAUUAUCUUGUAGACGUCUUGGUUUGCGAGUCAGAUGCGAAAGGAAUGCUGCUGAUGUGCUUGAUAGAAAAGUUACUGAAUCUAGAAGUUCUGGUGAUAAUGAGCAACAGUUUACUUGUGUCAUGAAGUUUGGUGGUUCAUCAGUGGCAUCUGCAGAGAGAAUGAUGGAGGUUGCUGAACUUAUACGCAGCUUCCCUGAGGAGCGGCCAGUGAUUGUUCUCUCGGCCAUGGGAAAGACAACCAAUAAACUUUUGCUGGCUGGAGAAAAGGCUGUUAGCUGUGGUGUUACUAAUGCAUCGGAUAUUGAUGAGAUGAAAUUCAUAAAAGAGUUGCAUCUCAAGACUGCAGACGAGCUUGGUGUUGACAGGUCUAUUAUUGCAAAUCACCUUGAUGAAUUGGAGCAACUUCUCAAGGGAAUUGCUAUGAUGAAAGAACUGACUCUUCGAACCAGAGAUUACUUAGUUUCCUUUGGGGAGUGCAUGUCUACAAGGAUUUUUGCGGCAUAUUUAAGUAGGAUUGGUGUCAAAGCGCGUCAAUAUGAUGCAUUUGAAAUAGGAUUUAUCACCACAGAUGACUUCACAAAUGCUGACAUUUUGGAAGCAACCUAUCCUGCUGUUGCAAAAAGGCUACUUGGUGAUUGGAACUCUGAUCCUGCUAUUCCUAUUGUUACAGGCUUUCUUGGAAAGGGCUGGAGAUCAUGUGCAGUAACUACAUUGGGAAGGGGUGGUAGUGAUUUGACUGCUACAACCAUUGGCAAAGCACUUGGAUUGCGGGAGAUUCAGGUGUGGAAAGAUGUUGAUGGUGUUUUGACUUGUGACCCUAAUAUCCAUUCAGGUGCAGAACCUGUUCCCUUUUUGACUUUUGACGAGGCAGCUGAACUUGCUUAUUUUGGAGCUCAGGUCCUGCAUCCACAAUCGAUGCGACCAGCUAGGGAGGGUGAUAUUCCUGUUCGGGUGAAAAACUCGUAUAAUCCUCAAGCUCCAGGUACUCUCAUCACCCGGAACAGAGAUAUGAGCAAGGCAGUGCUAACAAGUAUUGUUCUGAAACGCAAUGUGACCAUGUUGGAUAUUGUUAGCACCCGCAUGCUCGGUCAAUAUGGUUUUCUUGCCAGGGUGUUUGCUAUCUUUGAGGAUUUGGGCAUAUCAGUUGAUGUGGUUGCUACUAGCGAAGUCAGUUUAUCCUUGACCUUGGAUCCAUCAAAGCUUUGGAGCAGAGAGCUCAUUCAGCAGGAGCUUGAUCAUGUGGUUGAAGAACUCGAGAAAAUUGCUGUUGUGAAACUGCUUCAGCAUAGAUCGAUCAUUUCUCUCAUAGGAAAUGUUCAAAGGUCAUCACUGAUACUGGAAAAGGCAUUCCAUGUUCUUCGUACCAAUGGAGUAAAUGUUCAAAUGAUAUCCCAGGGUGCUUCCAAGGUCAAUAUCUCAUUGAUUGUAAACGACAACGAAGCAGAGCAAUGCGUUCGGGCUCUCCAUUCGGCGUUUUUUGAGAUUGAUGGACUCAAAUUAGAUACAGGAGGAUGCACAUCUCAAAAUGGUUCAGUCUCAGCUAGCAACACUGCGUAGGCAUUGUAGCCCAUUUUUCCCGUCUCAAGAAGGAGCCAACUGCAGCAAUCGGUAUAAUAUUAUAUUAUUGUCAAAAUCGGGCAACUCGAGUUAGUCUCUUCUAUUGGUUUUGAUUAGAUAAACUGUGCUGCUAUUAGUGUAGUAUUUUAUAACUAAUUCAGGAAAAAGAACAAAAGAAAAUUAGGAUUUAUGUUUCAUGGUGUACACUAAAGUUUCGUAAAUGUUUUAUGUGCAUUGUUAUGUCCUAGUUCAUCUGUUGAGUUUAUAUAUGUGAACUAAUAAAUAAAUUAAUACGUGCACGAGUUAUAACUUACAAUAAUCUAUUUUUCUAGGUGAA
Molecule: messenger RNA, 2439 nt
Organism: Cucumis melo (muskmelon)
Lineage: Eukaryota; Viridiplantae; Streptophyta; Magnoliopsida; Cucurbitales; Cucurbitaceae
Product: aspartokinase 2, chloroplastic-like
Exons: 14
Coding region: 408-2102 (564 amino acids)
Biological process (GO): amino acid biosynthetic process
Cellular component (GO): chloroplast stroma
Molecular function (GO): aspartate kinase activity
Source: RefSeq, a predicted model, not a curated record